GUUCUCCACAGUGAUACAACUCACUGAGGAGUAGAAACAGUGCUGGACUCUCCUGAAAACAUCGUCGCCAGAUGAGGCCAAGCUAAAGGCGCUCUGCUCUGAACCUGCUCCUGAAGACUUCCUCUCGUCUCUUCUUUCUCCGUCUUUCGGCUCUCUUUCUCUCUCUCUCCAGACUCCUCCGCCAUGCCUCCUCAGCUCCAGUCCCAGAACCAGAGCGGGCCCAGGAUCCUGCAGGGCGAUCUCAGUGCCCUCAGUCCGGCCGUUAAGGAGUUUGUGGAUGCCAACGUGAGCCUGUGUCAGCCAGACUCCCUCCACAUCUGUGACGGCUCGGAGGAGGAGAACCGUGCCAUCCUCACCCAGCUGGAGGAGCAAGGGAUGAUCAAGAAGCUCAGCAAAUAUGAGAACUGCUGGUUGGCCAGGACCGACCCGAGGGACGUGGCUCGCGUGGAGAGCAAGACUGUGAUCGUGACCCAGGACCAGAGGGACACGGUGCCCACACCUCUGGGCGGCGGGGUCAGCCAACUGGGACGCUGGAUGUCCCCGGAGGAGUUCGAUAAAGCCAUGGCUCAGAGGUUCCCCGGCUGCAUGAAAGGUCGCACCAUGUAUGUGAUCCCCUUCAGCAUGGGUCCGGUAGGGUCCCCCCUCUCUAAGAUCGGGGUGGAGCUGACGGACUCUCCCUACGUGGUGGCCAGCAUGAGGGUGAUGACCCGCAUGGGGAAGGCCGUGCUGUCCGCUCUGGGGACUGGCGAGUUCGUCCGCUGCCUGCACUCCGUCGGCUGUCCUCUGCCGCUCAAGAAGCCCUUGGUGAACAACUGGCCCUGUAACCCCGACCAGACGUUAAUCGCCCACAUCCCAGACCGCAGGCAGAUCAUCUCAUUCGGUAGCGGUUAUGGAGGAAACUCCCUGCUGGGGAAGAAGUGCUUUGCCCUCCGCAUUGCCUCACGUAUAGCCAAGGAGGAGGGCUGGCUGGCAGAGCACAUGCUGAUCCUGGGCGUCACCAACCCUGCUGGGGAGAAGAAGUACAUGGCAGCCGCCUUCCCCAGCGCCUGCGGGAAGACGAAUCUGGCCAUGCUCUGCCCCACGCUGCCGGGCUGGAAGGUCGAGUGUGUGGGAGACGAUAUCGCCUGGAUGAAGUUCGAUGAUCAAGGCAAUCUACGUGCCAUCAACCCUGAGAACGGCUUUUUCGGAGUUGCGCCCGGCACCUCAGCCAAAACCAACCCCAACGCCAUGGAGACCAUCAUCAAAAACACUCUUUUCACCAAUGUGGCUGAAACCAGCGAUGGCGGCGUGUACUGGGAAGGAAUGGACCAAUCACUGCCAGAGGGAGUCACCGUCACUUCCUGGAAGAACAAACCCUGGAGCUCAGAGGAUGGUGAACCCUCGGCUCACCCCAACUCCCGUUUCUGCACUCCGGCCGGUCAGUGUCCCAUCAUCGACCCACUGUGGGAAUCCUCGGAGGGAGUGCCGAUUGAGGCCAUCAUCUUCGGAGGGCGCAGGCCAGAAGGUGUCCCUCUGGUUUACGAAGCUUUCAGCUGGCAGCACGGAGUGUUUGUUGGAGCAGCCAUGAGGUCAGAGGCCACCGCUGCAGCUGAGCACAAAGGCAAGGUGAUCAUGCACGACCCCUUCGCCAUGCGUCCCUUCUUCGGCUACAACUUUGGACAGUACCUGUCUCACUGGCUGAGCAUGGCCGACCGCCCCGGCGCCAAGCUCCCCAAGAUCUUCCACGUCAACUGGUUCCGCAAGAGCCCCACCGCCGGAUUCCUGUGGCCCGGUUUCGGCGACAACAUCCGGGUGCUGGACUGGAUGUUCAGGCGGGUGAACGGCGAGGCUGGCGCCAUGCCCUCUGCCGUGGGCUACCUGCCCUGCUGUAACUCCCUGAACCUCCAGGGCCUGCAGGAGGACGUGGACCUCAAUGAGCUGUUCUCCCUGGAUCAGGAGUUCUGGCAGAGGGAGGUGGAGGAGGUGAGGAAGUACUUCACCACGCAGGUGAACGACGACCUGCCGAACGAGAUGGCCCGGCAGCUGGAGCUCCUGCAGCAGAGAGUGAAGCAGAUGUAAAGGAAGGAAAAGGAAGGAAAGGAAAGCAUGUUAGCGACUCUGAAGGAGGAUGGUGGUGAUACUAGAACAGCUUGUGUGUAAUUCUAGAACUGAAUUUUAGUAAUUCUAGAGAAACAUAUCAGAAAUUCUAGACCAGAGAUUUAGUAAUUUUUGCAACACCAUGUUGGAAAUUGUCACUGUUGUACUGAGGAACUCUGAUUUUUAAAAAAUUCUCUUCUUUGAGGUGGAACCUUCAUGACAGAGGAUCAAUUCUCCGCUGAUUAUUACUUUUACUGCUGUGUUUCCUUUUCUCACUAGAAAUCCUCCCCCUUUUUUCAAAUAAUUAUUCUGAAAAAGCUUCUUUUAAAGUCCGCCUGGGAUGUUGAGACAACAUUCCUCGCCGUGCUCGUCGUCAGUACGACAGCCAGGUGAUGCCAGUCUGGACUGAUGGUUUCAACAGGAAAUGUUUCCUGUCCAUCCAGUCACAUGUCGUCAUUGUUGUUCCAAUGUAUUGUCCGACUGUUUGUCUGAAUUCCACUAUUUAAUAAUAACUUAUUAUGAACGCACAUCAUUUCCAUUUGUAUGGCGCAGAAAGAGUAAAUGAGUCCAGAGAUGUUUGACCCUCGAGCAUGAGGGAAGUGUAUGUUUUCUGUUCCGAUUGUUAUUUUUUUGCCUUAAUUUAUUUUUGUACACUGUUGUCUGUUGGUAUCUCUGAACCCUGUUUUGUCAUAAUCUUGAGCCCCCGAAGAGGGGAGACAAUAAUAAAGGUAUUUAAAGUUA
Messenger RNA from Chelmon rostratus (copperband butterflyfish), 2817 nucleotides. It is a transcript of the gene pck1, whose product is annotated as phosphoenolpyruvate carboxykinase 1 (soluble). The transcript has 10 exons. Gene Ontology annotation, biological process: cellular response to insulin stimulus; propionate catabolic process; cellular response to glucose stimulus. Gene Ontology annotation, cellular component: mitochondrion; cytosol. Gene Ontology annotation, molecular function: phosphoenolpyruvate carboxykinase (GTP) activity; GTP binding; manganese ion binding. NCBI's taxonomy places the organism in Eukaryota, Metazoa, Chordata, Actinopteri, Chaetodontiformes, Chaetodontidae. Bases 184 to 2058 code for a protein of 624 amino acids. The record is from RefSeq and is a predicted model, not a curated record.